Magallana angulata is the source of this 1978-nucleotide messenger RNA. Its product is annotated as prolyl 4-hydroxylase subunit alpha-1-like. Gene Ontology annotation, biological process: peptidyl-proline hydroxylation to 4-hydroxy-L-proline. The record is from RefSeq and is a predicted model, not a curated record. Lineage: Eukaryota; Metazoa; Mollusca; Bivalvia; Ostreida; Ostreidae. Gene Ontology annotation, molecular function: iron ion binding; procollagen-proline 4-dioxygenase activity; L-ascorbic acid binding. Gene Ontology annotation, cellular component: endoplasmic reticulum. Bases 227 to 1855 code for a protein of 542 amino acids. The transcript is spliced from 13 exons.
AUUCCUCCAAAACCAGAAGUAAGUUCAAGAAUUGAACAGAAAUCUUUAUUCGGAUCUACAUGUAAGUCGGAAACCCAGAAGAAGUCGUCUGUCCUUGCUCUGGUAACAUAUCCGGGUGUUACAUGUCCUCACCCCAGGGCGACAGUACCUGGACGACUAAAGUUCAAAGGCACACCAUGCAGUUAGUCAACUUAGUAUUGGAGAAAAAGGCACGCGUGUUAUAAAGAUGGAAGCGAAAUAUGGACUGCUGGUAUUGACUUUUUAUGUGGCCAUUUUUACAGGCGCUAAAUGUGAUAUAUAUACUUCCAUACAAAAAAUAACAGCGUUGGCUGAAAUGGAGGAUAAGUUGUUCAAGGAGUUUGAGAUCUUUUUGCAGACAUCGGACACAAAGGGAGAAAUUGUUCCGGAUACAGUGAUAAGAUUUUACAAUGAAAGGAAAACUGAUGGGCAUCUUGACAAGUGUUUAGAUAUGGCUCACCCUGUUCGAGCAUUCUAUAUACAACACAGGGUCUACAACGAAUGGGGUGCCAUGAUCGAAGACCUGAAAGCCAACAAAACAAUUGCUUUACAACCAACGGUAGCAGGUUUCCUACAUAAAUACAAGUCAGUGAUGACGUCAUUGGGAUUUUGGCCCGCCCUGGGAGACGUGGCUGGAGCAGCCGACAAUAUCCUCCGUCUGUGGAACGUAUACGAUCUCAACGUCAAAGACAUCAUCAACGGUGAAAUUGCUUCGACCAUGUCGAGACCUUUGAAGAAAAAUGAGAUUGAAUUCAUUACAGGCACAGCAAAAAAUUUAGAAAUGGUGUAUUACCACCUGUCCUUGUUAUCGGAGCUUUAUAAUAGAACCCAAGACGAGGCAGAAAAGGAAAACUAUCGAAAACGGUUAAAUAAGGAAUACUAUCUGAUAAAAACAAGAACUUCUUCUACUUUGUUAGCUCCAACACUGGCGUAUACAGAUUUCCAGCGAUUUCAAGCGCACAAUCUAGUUAUCAAAGAGGCAACGAGAAGUUCCAUUUCCCAAGAUGACAUAAACAGCUUCUUUGCACCGCCUAACACAUUCAUGAAACUCUGUCGCGGACCUGCAAAGUCAAAGAUAGUGGAGUCAAAACUUCGCUGUUUCUUAAGAAAGACGGCCAUUCCAAUCUACAUGGCCAAAGAGGAAGUUGUUAAUUAUACCCCGCGUAUUUCCCUGUUUCAUGACGUCAUAUCAAACGAUGAUAUACGGCAAUUAAAGAAAGCAGGCACUAAGAAGCUAACUCAUUCAAGAACCGGAGGCGGUUAUGUUACUAGACUUAGAGUCAGUCAGACAGGCUGGGUGUAUGAUCAAGCUAUUCCACAAGUGUCCAGGCGCCUCGCUCGCCGGAUUGCUAACAUUGUGAACUUAGACACAACCUUUAGAUCCAAGGCGUCUCCAGUAGAGCCAUGGCAGGUUUUGAGCUACACGACUGGUGGAUAUUACGGCGAACAUAUUGAUCCCGACAUUGGUGAUGAGUUUUUAUGGAACAUGACAGAGGCGGUUCAGGGCCCUCGGGCUUUGUGGAGAAAACACACUGGACAAAGAAUUGCUACCUGGAUGUUUUAUCUUAGUGACGUAGAAGCAGGAGGAGCAACUGUGUUUCCAAAAUUAGAAGCUCGCGUUCCAGUGGUCAAGGGAGCAGCAGCUUUUUGGUACAACUUGACGCCGAGCGGGAAGAUAGACCGGAGAACCCAACACGCAGGCUGUCCCGUCAUCCUCGGCUCAAAAUGGGUGUGUAAUAAAUGGAUUCACGAAGUUAGUCAGGAAUUCAAGCGACCUUGCGGGAAAACUGUCGCCUCAGAAGAUUUUUAUGAAGAUGAAUAUAUGCCACCUUAUUAAUUCAUGUGACAGUAUAUAAUUUUGUGCAUUUGUUGUAUGUCAGAAACCAAUAAUCCUGGUAUUUGAGAUAUACGUAUUAUAUAAAUUAUGUGUUUAUGGUUAUUAUUAAAUUAUUUACAACUA